GGGCUUCUGGGACCCGGACAGCCCGCGCACACUGCAGGAGCUGCCGCCGCCGCAGCCCGCGCCUUUAAGGUCUCACCGCUUCCUCAGCAGAGACCUGGACUCAGCCGCCAUGUCCGCCACGGAGGAGGUUGACGGGCUGGGCGUGUCCCGGCCGCACUAUGGCUCUGUCCUGGAUAAUGAGAGACUCACUGCAGAGGAGAUGGAUGAAAGAAGACGUCAGAAUGUGGCCUACGAAUACCUUUGUCAUUUGGAAGAAGCAAAGAGGUGGAUGGAAGCAUGUCUCGGGGAAGAUCUGCCUCCCACCACAGAACUGGAGGAGGGGCUGAGGAAUGGAGUCUAUCUCGCCAAGCUAGGAAACUUCUUCUCUCCCAAGGUGGUGUCCCUGAAAAAAAUCUAUGAUCGAGAGCAGACCAGAUACAAGGCAACUGGCCUCCACUUUAGACACACUGAUAAUGUGAUUCAGUGGUUGAAUGCCAUGGAUGAGAUUGGAUUGCCUAAGAUUUUUUAUCCAGAAACUACAGAUAUCUAUGAUCGAAAGAACAUGCCAAGAUGUAUCUACUGUAUCCAUGCACUCAGCUUAUACCUAUUCAAACUAGGCCUGGCUCCUCAGAUUCAAGACCUGUAUGGAAAGGUUGACUUCACAGAGGAAGAAAUCAACAACAUGAAGAUUGAACUGGAGAAGUAUGGGAUCCAGAUGCCUGCCUUCAGCAAGAUCGGGGGCAUCCUGGCUAAUGAACUCUCAGUGGAUGAAGCUGCAUUACAUGCCGCCGUUAUUGCUAUUAAUGAAGCUGUUGACCGUAGAAUUCCAGCUGACACGUUUGCAGCUUUGAAAAACCCCAAUGCCAUGCUUGUAAAUCUUGAAGAGCCCUUGGCUUCCACCUACCAGGAUAUACUCUACCAGGCCAAGCAGGACAAAAUGACAAAUGCUAAAAACAGGACAGAAAACUCUGAGAGAGAGAGGGACGUUUAUGAGGAGCUGCUCACUCAAGCUGAAAUUCAAGGCAAUAUAAACAAAGUCAAUACAUUAUCUGCAUUAGCCAAUAUAGACCUGGCUUUGGAUCAGGGAGCUGCUCCGGCCUUGUUCAGGGUUCUGCAGUCCCCGGCGUUGGGCCUUCGAGGACUGCAGCAGCAGAACAGCGACUGGUACCUCAAGCAGCUGCUAAGUGAGAGACAGCAGAAGAGACAGAGUGGCCAGGCUGAUCCCCUGCAGAAGGAGGAGCUACAGGCUGGAGUGGACGCCGCCAACAGCGCCGCUCAGCAGUACCAGAGAAGGCUGGCAGCCGUGGCAGCGAUUAAUGCUGCCAUCCAGAAGGGUGUGGCGGAGAAGACUGUUCUGGAACUCAUGAAUCCCGAAGCCCAGCUGCCCCAGGUGUAUCCGUUUGCUGCCGAUCUGUAUCAGAAAGAGCUGGCUACCCUGCAGCAACAGAGUCCGGAACAUAGCCUCACCCACCCCGAGCUCUCCGUUGCAGUGGAGAUGUUGUCGUCAGUGGCCCUCAUCAACAGGGCACUGGAGUCUGGAGACAUGAACACUGUGUGGAAACAGCUGAGCAGUUCAGUUACAGGCCUUACCAAUAUUGAAGAAGAAAACUGUCAGAGGUAUCUUGAUGAGCUAAUGAAGCUGAAAGCUCAGGCACGUGCAGAGAAUAACGAAUUUAUCACCUGGAAUGACAUCCAAGCUUGUGUGGACCAUGUGAAUCUGGUGGUGCAGGAGGAACACGAGAGGAUUUUAGCCAUCGGUUUAAUUAACGAAGCCCUGGAUGAAGGCGAUGCCCAAAAGACUCUGCAGGCCCUGCAGAUUCCUGCAGCUAAACUUGAGGGCGUCCUGGCAGAAGUGGCCCAGCAUUACCAGGACACACUGAUCCGGGCAAAGAGAGAAAAAGCCCAGGAAACCCAAGAUGAGUCAGCUGUGUUAUGGUUGGAUGAAAUUCAGGGUGCAGUCUGGCAGUCCAACAAAGACACCCAAGAAGCACAGAGGUUUGCCUUAGGAAUUUUUGCCAUUAAUGAGGCCGUGGACAGUGGUGACAUUGGUAAAACACUGAGUGCCCUGCGUUCCCCUGACGUCGGCUUGUACGGAGUCAUCCCUGAGUGUGGUGAAACUUACCAGAGUGACCUGGCCGAAGCUAAGAAGAAAAAACUGGCAGCAGGAGAUAAUAACAGCAAGUGGGCAAAGCACUGGGUGAAAGGUGGAUAUUAUUAUUACCACAAUCUGGAGACCCAGGAAGGAGGAUGGGAUGAACCACCAGGCUUUGUGCAAAAUUCUAUGCAGCUUUCUCGGGAGGAAAUCCAGAGUUCCAUUUCUGGAGUGACUGCUGCAUAUAACCGAGAACAGCUUUGGCUGGCCAAUGAAGGCUUGAUCACCAAGCUGCAGGCUUGCUGCCGUGGAUACUUAGUCCGACAGGAAUUCCGGUCCAGGAUGAAUUUCCUGAAGAAACAAAUCCCUGCCAUCACCUGCAUUCAGUCGCAGUGGAGAGGAUACAAGCAGAAAAAGGCGUAUCAAGACCGUUUAGCGUACCUGCACUCCCAUAAAGACGAGGUGGUAAAGAUUCAGUCCCUGGCGAGGAUGCAUCAAGCCAGAAAGCGCUAUAGAGAUCGCCUGCAGUAUUUCCGAGACCACAUAAACGACAUUAUCAAAAUCCAGGCUUUUAUUCGGGCAAACAAAGCUCGUGAUGACUACAAGACUCUCAUCAAUGCUGAGGAUCCGCCGAUGGUCGUGGUCCGGAAAUUUGUCCACCUGCUCGACCAGAGUGACCAAGAUUUUCAGGAGGAGUUGGAUCUUAUGAAGAUGCGGGAAGAGGUCAUCACCCUCAUUCGUUCCAACCAACAGCUGGAGAAUGACCUCAAUCUCAUGGAUAUCAAAAUCGGGCUGCUAGUGAAAAAUAAAAUCACACUGCAGGAUGUAGUUUCCCACAGUAAAAAACUUACCAAAAAAAAUAAGGAACAGUUGUCCGACAUGAUGAUGCUAAACAAACAGAAAGGAGGUCUCAAAGCUUUGAGCAAGGAGAAGAGAGAGAAACUGGAAGCUUAUCAACACUUGUUUUAUUUAUUGCAGACCAACCCCACCUAUCUGGCCAAGCUGAUUUUCCAGAUGCCCCAGAACAAGUCCACCAAGUUCAUGGACUCUGUGAUCUUCACUCUCUACAACUAUGCAUCCAACCAGCGAGAGGAAUACCUGCUCCUGCGGCUCUUUAAGACCGCCCUACAGGAGGAAAUCAAGUCAAAAGUAGACCAGAUUCAGGAGAUUGUGACGGGAAAUCCUACAGUUAUUAAGAUGGUUGUGAGUUUCAACCGUGGUGCCAGAGGCCAGAAUGCCCUGAGACAGAUCCUGGCCCCAGUCGUGAAGGAGAUUAUGGAUGACAAGUCUCUCAACAUCAAAACUGACCCCGUGGACAUUUACAAGUCGUGGGUUAAUCAGAUGGAGUCUCAGACAGGAGAAGCAAGCAAACUGCCCUAUGACGUGACUCCUGAGCAGGCUCUAGCUCAUGAAGAGGUCAAGACACGUCUGGACAACUCCAUCAGGAACAUGCGGGCCGUGACAGACAAGUUCCUCUCCGCCAUCAUCAGCUCAGUGGACAAAAUCCCCUACGGGAUGCGCUUCAUUGCCAAAGUGCUGAAGGACUCGCUGCACGAGAAGUUCCCUGAUGCUGGUGAGGAUGAGCUGCUGAAGAUCAUUGGCAACUUGCUUUACUAUCGAUACAUGAAUCCAGCCAUUGUCGCUCCUGAUGCCUUUGACAUCAUUGACCUGUCGGCAGGAGGCCAGCUUACCACAGACCAGCGCCGAAAUCUUGGCUCCAUUGCAAAGAUGCUCCAACAUGCAGCUUCCAAUAAGAUGUUUCUGGGAGAUAAUGCUCACUUAAGCAUCAUUAAUGAGUAUCUUUCCCAGUCCUACCAGAAAUUCAGACGGUUUUUCCAAACUGCUUGUGAUGUCCCAGAGCUUCAGGAUAAAUUCAAUGUGGAUGAGUACUCUGACCUAGUGACCCUCACCAAACCAGUGAUCUACAUUUCCAUUGGUGAAAUCAUCAACACUCACACGCUCCUGUUAGAUCACCAGGACGCCAUUGCUCCGGAGCACAAUGAUCCAAUCCACGAGCUGCUGGACGACCUUGGCGAGGUGCCCACCAUUGAGUCCCUGAUAGGAGAAAGCGCUGGCAAUUUAAAUGACCCAAAUAAGGAGGCGCUGGCUAAGACAGAAGUGUCUCUCACACUGACCAACAAGUUUGAUGUGCCUGGGGAUGAGAAUGCAGAAAUGGAUGCUCGGACCAUCUUACUUAACACAAAACGUUUAAUUGUGGAUGUCAUCCGGUUCCAGCCGGGAGAGACCUUGACUGAAAUCCUAGAAACACCAGCCACCAGUGAACAGGAAGCAGAACAUCAGAGGGCCAUGCAGAGACGUGCUAUCCGUGACGCCAAAACUCCUGACAAGAUGAAAAAGUCAAAAUUUGUAAAGGAAGACAGCAACCUCACUCUGCAGGAGAAGAAGGAAAAGAUCCAGUCAGGCCUGAAGAAGCUAACGGAGCUUGGGACCGUGAACCCAAAGAACAAAUACCAGGAACUAAUCAACGACAUUGCCAGGGAUAUUCGGAAUCAGCGGAGAUACCGCCAGAGGAGAAAGGCUGAGCUGGUGAAACUGCAGCAAACAUACGCUGCUCUGAACUCUAAGGCCACCUUUUACGGAGAGCAGGUGGAUUACUAUAAAAGCUAUAUCAAAACCUGCUUGGAUAACUUAGCCAGCAAGGGCAAGGUCUCCAAGAAGCCUAGGGAAAUGAAAGGAAAGAAGAGCAAAAAGAUUUCUCUUAAAUAUACAGCAGCAAGACUACAUGAAAAAGGAGUCCUUCUGGAAAUUGAGGACCUACAAGCGAAUCAGUUUAAAAAUGUUAUCUUUGAAAUCAGUCCAACAGAAGAAGUUGGAGACUUUGAAGUGAAAGCCAAAUUCAUGGGAGUUCAGAUGGAGACGUUUAUGCUACAUUAUCAGGACCUGCUGCAGCUACAGUAUGAAGGAGUUGCAGUCAUGAAAUUAUUUGAUAGAGCUAAAGUAAAUGUCAACCUUCUGAUCUUCCUUCUCAACAAAAAGUUCUACGGGAAGUAACUGAUCAUUUGCUGCCAGCACAGAAGGAUGAAGGAAAGAAGUGCUUCACGGUUACCUUCCUAGGGCCCUUUUUUACCCACUGGAAGCAGAGACCCAACCCACACGGUGCUCGAUACACUCCCAAUGCCACAUCUUUAACUCUUCCCUCUCUGACUGGACAUUUGUAGCCCCCUUUUCAUAGCGAGAUUGUAUUUCAGGCUUAGUCUGACCCUUCUUAUUCCUUCAUUUUCUUCUGUCACUUAGGAAGGAGUGGGAACUUGACCAAAACCUAUCUGUGUUGUUUAUAAUGGUCUUAGAGGUUGCAUUACUAUAUUGUAAGCUUUGGUGUUUGUUUUAAUCUGCAUUAGGGAUGGUGGGAUUUGAAUUCUUGUUAUUUAGAAGUGGAAGCUGUUAGCACCAAUGACAUACAUUGAUAUAAGACACAAUCAAAAUGUCAGAUUACCCGUAGUUCUUCGGCUGUCAUUUAAAAGUGAAGUUCCUUCACAGUAAAACGGAAGGAUGUGGGGUAUCAUCGCUCCUCUUCUGUUUUGUUUCCCUUUAUAGGCAGGAGCUAAUAGAAGCCACUGUACUGUGUUCAGAGGAAGCAUUUCUAGAAAAGGGGAUGAUAUCAUUUUUAAACUUUACCAUCAAAUUUGGACACUUCUGUUAGAGUAACUCUUGUCAUUGAAUGGUAGAGUCCCAUUGAUAAAAUUCGGCCAUUUAGGUGGAUUUAUAAUGGUCUGUGGUGUCCCUCCUCUUUGAGGUGUCUGCUUGUCUGCUUCAGUGCAGAGAUUGACUGGUUCAGGAAGAUGGCCCACUUUGUCGCUGUGAUAGAGGAAUGGGUUAGCUUAGCUUAGGAUAUAAUUUUUUUCAAAGCUGUUUUAUAUCUUAAGAGUGCCUUAUUAAAGUGUAGAUUUAUUUCUUAAAAUGUGGGUGAUAGGAAUUUUAAAGAUUUAUAUAAUGCUUCAAAGCCAUUAGAAUAUGGUAAGAAAAGGUUUUUUAAAAUGGGCUUAUCUGUAUAUCUGAACUCUUAAAACUUUCUUAUAGCUAAAACACUAGGAUUUGUCUGCAGAGUCGCAGAGAUAAUCCUGCCUUAAGUAGAUGGAAACAAAAAUAAACAGAACCAGCCAACCAACGUUACACAUGAUAUCAAGUCUGUUUCCCCAUUUUUUUCUCUCUCCUCCUGCCCACACUGCUUUUAUCUUAUGAGCUCCAGUUUUCUGGGUUUAGUCAAAAAAUUCAGUUCUAAACAUUGAAUUUCUAGGAAGUUUUUGUUCUUAGAUAAAAAGUCAUACUUUUUAAAAAAAUCUGUUUAUCCAGGAGAACAGUGAAAUCAUGCUACUGAGCCUCAAUUUUCUCUGAUAUUUUGGUUCAGUAUUCUUUUAUCACAAAACAUAAAACUUAACAAAAUAAACUAACAUCUAUAAAUUGAUCUAUGUAUAUUUAAAUACAAUAAACUGUUUUGUCAAUAACAAAUUAUGUGAUGUGUCCCUAUUACAAAUGUAAGUGCUGGAGACGUGUUUUUCAUGAUGCACUGUUUACUCAGUCAGGUCCAUGGGUGCAAAUGUACCCACUGCAGGCAGACCCCUGGCAGGUGAGGUGGGGCAUGCCACUGACGGAAGGAGUCUCCGCUACCCUGACCUCGUUUUUUGUUGUAUUUUGGAAGAUAAUUUUUUAGUAAAUAUUUUUCUUAUAUUAAAAGAAGAUGCUAUUGCAAGUAGCAUCGCCUCAGAAACUGGGACCAAUGCUUUUACCUUGAAGGAGGAUGGAUACCCAUCGCGCAUGUUUGUCAGGUUCCAAAGGCCACACCCAUGACCGACAGUGAGCUGAGUUUACAACUCCUUUAAUAAAACAUGAUGUUUCAAUUAUUUGUAAGGAUUAUAGUUCCCUUGACACAACAUUUAAUGCAAAGUAGCACAAAACGCACUUCGAGAGUUUUGAUGGUGACUAUAUAUUGAAUUGUAGUUUUAAUGACAUUGAGAAGGCCCGGGUGAACUCAAGUGGCAUUGAAACAGUGUAGUUCUUAGUCCUUUUAUUUAUUAGCUGUAGCGUUCUCCACCUUGUCUCUCUCCUUCUAUGAUCUUCUGUUCCACCAGCCAUCGUGACAUUUAUCAUGAAUUUACCUCCUCCCAAGAAUUCGGACUGCCUGCCCAUCAGAUUGUUGCCGCACACAAUUGCCUUUGUAUCUCUGUAUGAAAUAAAAGGUCAUUUGUUCA
This is a messenger RNA of Pteropus alecto (black flying fox), 7278 nucleotides long. It is a transcript of the gene IQGAP1, whose product is annotated as IQ motif containing GTPase activating protein 1. The record is from RefSeq and is a predicted model, not a curated record. Bases 110 to 5083 code for a protein of 1657 amino acids. The transcript has 38 exons. Gene Ontology annotation, biological process: regulation of actin cytoskeleton organization; regulation of GTPase activity. Gene Ontology annotation, cellular component: cytoplasm; nucleus. NCBI's taxonomy places the organism in Eukaryota, Metazoa, Chordata, Mammalia, Chiroptera, Pteropodidae. Gene Ontology annotation, molecular function: GTPase activator activity; actin filament binding; calmodulin binding.